Molecule: messenger RNA, 570 nt
Organism: Protopolystoma xenopodis
Lineage: Eukaryota; Metazoa; Platyhelminthes; Monogenea; Polystomatidea; Polystomatidae
Source: the annotation of a GenBank genome assembly
CUCAGGAGCAGACAUCACACCUGCUUCUUGCGUUCUGCAUUGCUUGUUGGCCGACCGUGUGAAAUGUCCCCUAUUGAGGCUAACGAGCAUCGUACUCCAGGUGGCGAUCACCCCUUUUUCGGCUCUUCCAACUCUUCUGAUGGGGUAUCGACAAAUGAAUCAGCGCCUGCAGACGAGCUUAUCGCCUUAGCCUUGCUCCAUCCACCAGCUGGUUACAGUCUUUUGCUUGGAGAUGGUACACUGGCCGGCAUGUCGAAUCUCGGCGAAUUUGAGAGUGCGAAUGAAGGGAGUGAGAGUGAUGAAUGCACUACUGAAGAUGAGGAAGAUAUCAAAGAGCCAGGAAAAAAUGGAGUCCCUGCGACGGAAAGCUCAUUUGGAUCGGAAAAUUCUAUAAAUAUUCCUGUGAACUUUGACUCUGCUUCUCAUUCUGAUUUCUCUUCUCUUGAGCCACAGGAAGCUGAGUCCCCUGCGGUUCAUACAGCAUUAGAUCGGGCUUUAAUGAGCUGUCUGAAUUCUACUGACCUCCAAUCGAGAGGGCCUUCUUUUGUGAGUGGGGCCUUCAGUCCUUGA